Camelina sativa (false flax) is the source of this 2564-nucleotide messenger RNA. RefSeq lists its product as uncharacterized. The record is from RefSeq and is a predicted model, not a curated record. NCBI's taxonomy places the organism in Eukaryota, Viridiplantae, Streptophyta, Magnoliopsida, Brassicales, Brassicaceae.
UUAGAAGAAGCGAGAGGCUCAAGCGACACCGUUUUGGAUUAUAGAAACAGCGUCGAGAAAGGAGACAGCGGCGAAACCGCAGACGCUGCGUCUGUAUCGUCCGCGAACGCGUUUCACAGAUCAACGUCACCCGCGCCGGAGCAAAAGCUCACUCUCUUCGCUCUCCGCCUUGCGAUCCUCGAGAAAAUCGCCACUAACCUCGGAACCCUAGGUUUCAUCUGGGCCACGGUCGUUCUUCUCGGCGGAUUCGCGAUCACACUCGAAAAAUCAGAUUUCUGGUUCAUCACCAUCAUUCUCCUCAUCGAAGGCACUCGAAUCUUCAGCAGAAGCCACGAGCUCGAGUGGCAGCACCAAGCAACGUGGACUGUAUCCGGCGUCGGAAUCAGUAGCUUCCGCGUGCUCCGAUCAAGCUCAAUCUCACUUCUCAGAAAUCUAAAACGAAUCAGCGAUGGGGUCUUUAAGAAUGGACUGAGAGAAGCGACGACGAGAAUCGGAAUCGGACGACAAGAGACUUUUGAUCGUCGAACCACUCUGACAUGGAAGAACUCAGACGUUCCUCUUCUUCCUUAUGCGAGAUGGCUUUACAUCUCCAGCUAUGUGAGCCGGCUUCUCUAUUGGCUCCAGCUCUUGUCAGCGAUUUCUUGUGUGGCUCUGUCUUCUUACAAGCUCGUAAGGCACAACUACGGAGAUAUUCAAGACGGAGACUUGGACAAAAGGAACAGGCAAGCUGCUUUGAGCAUCUUUUACUCGCUUGCGCUUGCUGAAGCUUUGUUGUUUCUUGCUGAGAAAGCUUAUUGGGAGUGGGAGGUUAGUGUGUGUAACUUGCUUGAGAAUGUGACUAGAGAGUGUGGGUUUGGGGUUACUGGAAUGGUUUCGAUCAAGAGAUUCUUUUAUGAUGCAUACUCAAAGUCUGUCAAUGGGAGUAUCUUUGAUGGUGUGAAGAUGGAUAUGGUGAGCUUUGCUAUGGAGCUUGUGGGAUCUAACUGUUCUGAUGAACAGCUCAUUGGAGCGAGGAUUCUUAGGCAGUUUGUGGUUAAUGAGCGGUUCGCAGAGGAUACACUUGAGAAGAUUGGAAUCAACUUACCCGUCAUUGAAAGGUUGGUGGAGAUGCUGAACUGGAAAGAUAUGCAAGAAGAAGAGAUUAGGCGAUCAUCAGCAGAGAUACUAUCAAAACUCGCUGGCAAAAAACAGAACUCUCUCAGAGUUGCCGGAAUCUCUGGUUCGAUGGAAUCGAUUUCAUCACUGUUACAGAACACCAGAUCUUUAGGUGAAGCUCCUGAUGAGAUUGGAGAGAAGGACAUAUUCCACGACCAUCAUCUACAGUACGAUUUCUGGAGGUUCAACAAUUUGGGACUAUUGAUUCUAAAGAAAUUAUCCAGAGAUCAUGACAACUGUGGAAAAAUAGGUAACACAAGAGGGCUUCUCCCAAAGAUCAUUGACUUCACGCACACAGACGCAACACUUUUGAAAGAAGAGAAUGCAGAUAUGGUUCUGUCACGAGUCCAGACAGUGAAACGGUCCCUGCAGCUAGUGAAAAUGUUAGUAAGCACAAGUGGCAACACCGGGAAAUGUCUAAGGAGAGAGAUCUCAGAAAUCGUCUUCACAGUCAGCAACUUGAGAGACGUACUGCACCAUGGAGUGAGAUACCCAAAACUACAGAAGUUAGGGAUUGAGACCCUGAGCUUCCUCGCGCUUGAGACUGAUGCGCGGGAAAGGAUUGGUGUUACUGGAGGUGUCUUGAAAGAGUUGUUUAAUAUCUUCUUGCAAAGAAAAACACAUGUGGAUGAGAAUGAGAGCCGAGUCAGAAUCGCUGCAGGUGAAGCUAUAGGGAUGCUUGCUUUGGAGAGCAGAAGCAACUGCGUCCACAUUCUAAAGCUCGGAGUCUUGGGCAGACUCGUGGAGGCACUUGAAGUUCCUUUGGUCCGUGUCAAUGCAGCUAGAGUCUUGAGAAACUUGUGUAUAUAUACUGGACAUGAAUGCUUUCCUGACCUGAGAUUCAUUAAAACAGCAGCGCCUACGGUGUUGAAGUCAAUAACAUCAGGAGACAAGAAAUUACUGGAAGUGAUGCUAGGAUUAGCAGCACAAGUGUUUAAAUUAAUGAGUUCAGAAGAAGCAAGCACUGUUCUGACGGAUUCGGGGAUCAAAAAGCAAGAACUUGCGAAUUCACUGGUUUCGAUAUUGAAAAAGCAUGACAAGCCAGCGAUCAAGGUUCCAAGAAUCAGGAGGUUUGUGAUCGAGCUUGCGCUAUGGAUGAUGGAAGAUGAUGUAGAGAAUGUUGUGAUGUUCAGAGAUUUGGGUAUGGAGAGAGAGCUCGAGAAAGUUCUGGAAACUACGGCUGAGCUCGAGAACUUCGAUGUUUUCUCUGGUGCAGUUGGAGUGAGUCGCCAGAGCAGAACGGUUCACUGGCUAGCUGAAUUGGCUUUAAAAAUGCUCGAGGAUGAACAAUCAUAAGUAUCAUCUUCCAAGCUCUCUGUAUUAGAAGGUUUGAACUAUUAUAUAUGUUUUGUAAGAACAAGAAAAAAAUGUGCUAAUUAUGAAAUAUACUUAUAAUUAUUUUGACAACC